Messenger RNA from Eufriesea mexicana, 641 nucleotides. RefSeq names its product protein LZIC. Gene Ontology annotation, molecular function: beta-catenin binding. The record is from RefSeq and is a predicted model, not a curated record. The transcript is spliced from 3 exons. NCBI's taxonomy places the organism in Eukaryota, Metazoa, Arthropoda, Insecta, Hymenoptera, Apidae. Bases 63 to 641 code for a protein of 192 amino acids.
UAAACAUUUCUUGUACUUUUUGCUGCAAAUUUAUUUAAUUAUUGUUAUUUUUACACUUGAGGAUGGGUUCUCGUGGUAAAUUUGAAACUGAAAAAUUAAAAAAGAAUUUAGAAGCACAGUUAGAUAGGCUGGUCCAGCAAUUGGAAGAUAUAGAAGAAAAUCGAAAUUUAGUGAGUGCAGCUGCCUAUGAAGACGCUAUGCAGAUUACAAAAGAAGAUUUACGAGAGUUCAAUGAAAGUUUACAAAGAAUAAUAUCUGGUGAUACAACAUUAGUUGAUCAAUUGGGUGCAAUACAACUAGCAAUUCAAGCAGCAAUUAGUGAAGCAUUUAAAACUCCUGCUGUUAUCAGAAUGUUCGGAAAAAGGGAAACAUCACAACUUAGAGAGCGAUUGGCUCAAAUUGAUUAUGAUAUAAAGCUUGGAAAAUUAAGUAAAGAAGUCAGUGAUCGUCAACGUGGAGAAGUAUUAAAUGCAUUAAGGCAACUUGGAGAGAAAUUGGAACCUCAAGAAUUACAACUAUUGGAAAAACUGAUGCUUAGUAAUAUUGAUACAACAAGUUAUGUACAAGUAUCUGAAAAUGUAGAAAAAGGUCGUAUGGCUAUGGCAGUAGUAGGCGAUGAAGUCAGAACACAAAAUAUCUAA